Molecule: messenger RNA, 336 nt
Organism: Dentiscutata erythropus
Lineage: Eukaryota; Fungi; Glomeromycota; Glomeromycetes; Diversisporales; Gigasporaceae
Source: the annotation of a GenBank genome assembly
AUGGCUCACGGAACCAAUAUUACUUUUGUGGAUGCAACUCUCGAUAAUGGAAUAUGGACCUCGCAGUGUGAUCCAAACACAAUUGAUCGAAUCCAUGAUGGCCAAAAUGCAACUUUUGCCAACGAAUCAACAGGAAAAGUACUAAAAGCUUCGGGUUCAGUUCGGCUUAUUAUUGGAUGCAUGUACGUUCUUAAUAUCUAUUGGGAGGAUCCUUGGUCUGGAAAAAAUAUCUAUUUGGUUUAUAUUUCUCCAUCAAAUUCACCCUAUGUAGUAGAAGAAGGUUCUAGUGGAAGUGGUAAUAAUGCAAUUCAAACUAUUACAAUUAGAAAGAGAUAG